Momordica charantia (bitter melon) is the source of this 667-nucleotide messenger RNA. RefSeq names its product transcription factor ILI6-like. Gene Ontology annotation, molecular function: protein dimerization activity. The record is from RefSeq and is a predicted model, not a curated record. Lineage: Eukaryota; Viridiplantae; Streptophyta; Magnoliopsida; Cucurbitales; Cucurbitaceae. Gene Ontology annotation, biological process: regulation of DNA-templated transcription; regulation of growth.
UGCAGUCUUCAAAACCCCACUACUUGUUUCAUUCAAACACACUCAUCCAUCAUCUCAUCUUCAAGAACCCACCACUUAUUUUUCUUCUACCUUCACUUCACUAUAUAUAUUUUUUGCUACUCUACCUCCCAUUUACAUAUAAUCAAUUAUAAGAAUGUCAAGCAGAAGAUCCAGAUCUAGGCAAUCAGGCAGUUCAAGGAUCACCGAUGACCAAAUUAACGAUCUCGUCUCCAAGUUGCAGCAACUCCUCCCCGAGAUUCGCCACAGGCAAUCCGACAAGGUUUCGGCCGCGAAUGUGUUGCAAGAGACAUGUAACUACAUAAGAAGCCUGCAUAGAGAGGUUGAUGAUCUAAGUGAGAGACUUUCAGAGUUGUUGGCCACGUCUGAUACUGCUCAAGCUGCCAUUAUUAGGAGUUUAUUGAUGCAAUAGAGAUCAUAUAUUUAUAUAAUUAAGUGUUGUAGCUAUAUGAGACAACCUUAAUUAAUUUGGCUAAUUUUGAGGUUUUUUUUUUUCUUUUUUUGCUAUGUCUGGUACCUCCACCGAUUCUGACGUAGUUGCUUGCUUGCUCUUUCAAAUGCCACUCUCUGAUCUUAGAGAGGCACUCCCAUAAAUCGUUUUAUAAAAUUAAUUAAGGCCUUUUUUGUUCAUCAAUAAAAUUAUUCCAUU